Messenger RNA from Aspergillus chevalieri, 2280 nucleotides. RefSeq lists its product as uncharacterized. Gene Ontology annotation, cellular component: fungal-type vacuole membrane. The coding region runs from base 1 to 2280 and encodes 759 amino acids. NCBI's taxonomy places the organism in Eukaryota, Fungi, Ascomycota, Eurotiomycetes, Eurotiales, Aspergillaceae. The transcript is spliced from 5 exons. The record is from RefSeq and is a predicted model, not a curated record.
AUGGCUGACGAGGAAGAUAGACCUCUGCUGGACGGAGGCCGUGAAUCAUCCUCUCAUCCUCAACCGCCAUCGGUCAUGGAUUCUUCGGCGACUCUGAUGGAGCAAGAGCCCAGACCGUAUGAAUUGGCCUCCGAAUCGACACCGUUAUUAGCCCGUCGGGACGAUGAUGAAGCGUUGGCAUACGGGACGGAUACAACACAGCGUCGGUCUUCAUUCUCAGACAAUGUCGGGGAAAAGUCUAGAUACCGAUUGCAGUGGCCAAUUAUAUUUGCCCUUGUCCUAUUGGCAACCGUCCUGGCCGUCCUGAUAUUUGCUUUUGCUGCGCCGGCUGCGAUAAAGCGAUACGCCGAGGAGGCUACCGUAUUUAAACCCACGCAUCUCUCGAUUGAUUCAGCAACAUCAGAUGGAGUUCGAGCUCGGGUACAAGGGGAUUUUGUCGUCGAUGCCAAUCGCGUACAAAGCGGUACUGUUCGAAACCUUGGUCGUAUGGCCACAUGGAUAGGAAGGGAGGUCGAAACUAGCCAGUCGGAUCUAGAAGUAUACCUGCCGGAAUACGGAAAUGUGCUUGUUGGAACCGCAUCAUUACCGUCGAUUAAAAUUAAUGUCCGGAACGGACACACGAAUCAUGUUGAUUUCUUGGCCGAUUUGGCAACAGGGGAUAUCCCCGGCAUCCGUGCAGUGGCCAUGGAUUGGCUGGAAGGAAGACUUGGCCAGCUACGGGUCAAGGGAAAAGCGACGUUACAUCUGAAGUCUGGAUUAUUGAGCCUUGGAAAGCAAACGGUUUUCAAGUCUAUCGCUUUUGAAGAAAGCGACUUCCCUCGUAUACCUGACGUCAAAGUCGACAAGUUGAUCGUGCAUGACCAAAACAUUUCUGCGCAAAAGGGCGCAAUGGUAGUUGAUGCUUCCAUUACUGCCAUGCUCGGUUUUCCGUUCGCCGUCCGAAUUCCCCCGCUUGGGUUCAAAGUCCUCGUUCCCAACUGCUCCCCAGGCGAACCUCAUAUCUCUGUAGCAGAUGUCCGGACCGAGGAAGUCCAAAUUGAUCCAAGUCAGUUGACUAGGAUGGACGUCGGUGGCUUAAUCAAGGGCCUUUCUGAAGAAUUGACGACAACUUGCCCGGGGCAGAAAGAUUCGCCGCUUGACUUCCUUGUGAGGAGUUAUGUCAACGGCCGCACAACAACAAUCUAUGUCCGAGGAGCUGAGAGCGCUUCCCUGGGCACACCAUUAUGGAUGGUGGAUCUUCUGAAAAGUGUCACGGUGCCAUUGCAAUUUACUGGACAUGCCUUGGACAACAUUAUCCAGAAUUUCACCAUGUCGAAUGUGCAUUUCUCUCUUCCUGACCCAUUUGCGGACCCAAAUUCUCCGGAAGCAUCGCCCAGAGUCUCAGCCUUGGUGAAAGUACUCAUCGAACUACCAAAGCAGCUUAACCUGACGGUGGAUAUUCCACGCAUUCGCGCAGAUGCAGAUGUGUUAUACCACGGAAAGAAGCUCGGAGUUUUGGAACUGCACAAGUGGCAACCUGCAAAUUCGACUCGAACGAUAGACGCGAAUGGCUCUCCCGCUUUAUUUGUGGACUUCGCCAUGAAGGACGUACCGCUCCGAGUCACGGACGAGGAUGUCAUGGCCGAUAUCCUCCAAGCAUUGAUUUUCCUAGGAAGGUCGGUUCAGCUUCACAUCGCCGCGGCUGUGGAUACCGAGGUCGCAACAGGAUUGGGGAAAGUCGCUGUGCGUAGGAUACCAGCAGAGGGCGAUGUGGACGUCAAGCCUCCAUACGGUGGAUCCCUGAAUCAACUGAAUCCGCGGAUUGAGUCUCUGGAACUAGGACCGACCACUGAAUUUUCGGCUCUUAUAAAAACAAAGAUAAACGUUACAAACCCGACAGAGUACUCCGCAACAGUACCUCUAGCAGACUUCGUGUUGCUCUAUAACACUACUCCGGUUGCUCAUGUCUCAACCCGCGAUAUAGCAGUUGUCCCUGGAGUGAACACAGGUAUUCCGGUUGACUUCUUUUGGAACCCUAUGGAUGCAAGUGGACCUGAUGGCAUAAGCGUUGGUCGCGAAAUGAUAUCACGAUACGCUUCCGGUGACAAUACUACUGUCACCAUCAAGACCCAUCAGGGCACAAUUCCCGCGUUGCCCAAACUCGGUGAAGCCAUGUCCAAAUUGGCCUUCGAUAUGCAAGUGCCUAAGGUUCCUGUUCCUCGAUCUCACGAGGAUACUGAUGAUGAUGACAAGCCGCACUUUGUUCAAUCCGCAAUGGUACUAUUGUCUUCUUUUGCUUGA